Dermacentor silvarum is the source of this 1695-nucleotide messenger RNA. RefSeq lists its product as uncharacterized. Lineage: Eukaryota; Metazoa; Arthropoda; Arachnida; Ixodida; Ixodidae. Bases 1 to 1695 code for a protein of 564 amino acids. The record is from RefSeq and is a predicted model, not a curated record. The transcript has 2 exons.
AUGGAUCCGUGGCGUGAAUUCAGCACACCGUGCAGCCGCGGCCUACCAGGCCAUCCCCUCGACGACGCCUGCCUCGCCCCACUCCACCGCCAGCCGCCACCCCCAGCACUACCACUCUCCGUCGUCACGCUCCCCUCCCUCGCCUCCCAGCAGAGGACUUCAAAAUCGUUUUCAGACCGGCCGGGAAGGGGGCUUGACCUCCGCACUACCACUAACGAAGCCCUGCUACAAAUCCUCUGCUUUCUUGCCACCAUCGAGCCACCGCCCGCACGGCCGACCGUGUACGGAUCAAUCCGUACAACUCCCUUACUGUCAGCACCCCAUCUGAGCCACGCGCUCGUCUAUACCUUCGGGUAUCGGAACUCUGCCUGGGUCCCACCUCUUACCCCCUGCGUGCCUACACGGCAACACCCGACGACGUCCUCCGCGGCAUCAUAUGCAACGCCAUGGACUCCCAAACCCAGGACGAGAUCGUCCAAGAUCUACAAUUCAAGAAUGUCAACACCCCCUACGCCAUCGCUGCCGCACGCUAGACGGGGCGCUCCAGAUCCAUCGUCAUCACCUACGUCGGCACGACAACCCUCCCCAGUGCCAUCGUCUUCAACUGCGGGAUCUACUGCUGCCACCAGUUCCGCCCGAAAGCCGAGGCCUGCGCUAACUGCUGGGCUCCCGGCCACCGCGCGGACGUCUGCUCCAAGCCCAAGUCUCACCGCUGCAGCCAGGCUCACAAGGCAGUCGAGCCCUCGACCUGCGUCCCCUGCUGCAUCCUUUGCAAGGGCGCCCACGUCACGGGCUCGCGACCGGAACGGCCCGUCGUUACCUCCGGCCACCUCUAAGCCCCAGCCUCCCCCACUAGCGCCACCCACUGGGCCCAUCCACAAGACCUUUCGGCCUUCCCGCCGCCGCUCUGCCUCCCGUAGUGCCUGGUCUGCCUGCCGUCACCGCUGCGUCUCCUUCCCGCCUCUGCCCAGGUCCGAGACGUCCACCGCCCCCACCACCACAUCACCGGUACUCCAGGAGGGUCUGCUGCCAGGAGGUCUGCGGCCAGGUGAAGGCCCGCCAUCUCAGCAGCGGUGGAGCUGGUCGAUAAGGAGAGUCGGCAAGUCGAUGGAUGCCCUGCCGAGCGCGGGGGCCACACAGGCUGCAGUGUCUGAGCCGGUGUCGGGGAGGACGGAGCCGUCCGUGAAGACGAGCAGUCUCCCUACCAGCUCUUCCUCCGCGCGCCAAUUUCAGGCCGUGCUAGCGCGUCUAUCCUCCCCCGCUCCUUCUCCUCCUCCUUGCCCAGCUCCCGCACCUUCACAAACGCCGCCUCAGGUGGCGCCAACUGAGGAGCCAAUGAACAUGGCACCCUCGGCUGCGUCAUUGCGCGCCUCCUCUCCCACCCGCCGCCCCCCGCACGAACGCCGAUCACCCUCCUCCGACGACGUCACGCCCGAGCGUGGCAUCGUUCACAAAACAGCCUGCUUCUUGGAGGCGUUUGAGCAGCGCGUCGCCAGUGUCGACAACCGCGUGGCCACCAUCGAAUCACACCUUACUACCCUAGACACCAGGGUCGCAGUCCUAGAUGCCCGCCAGAGCGCGACUGAGGCCACCCUCGCACACCUCUCGCUCCCCGCCCCCCUCACCCCGGCACCUACCCCAACUCCGUCCGGUGACCCCGCCAUCCAUCAUGGCCAGACACCCCCCGCAACUUAA